Messenger RNA from Acanthaster planci (crown-of-thorns starfish), 2630 nucleotides. Its product is annotated as trans-1,2-dihydrobenzene-1,2-diol dehydrogenase-like. The record is from RefSeq and is a predicted model, not a curated record. NCBI's taxonomy places the organism in Eukaryota, Metazoa, Echinodermata, Asteroidea, Valvatida, Acanthasteridae. Gene Ontology annotation, molecular function: nucleotide binding.
CUCUCUCUGCCCUGUACGUGGUGCAUGCACUCAUGCUAUAUGUUCGUACAACUCCAAAGGCCAGGUCAAAUUACGAGCAACUACCCCCAUGGUAAUACACUACACGCAUGUAUGAACUCUUUCGUAUCGCGACAACUUGAACAGCAUUUCUGGCCAAUACUUGCAGAGGCAGUGCCGCGUAUUUUCCACCAAUCAUGAAGAUUCGGUGGGGUAUUUGUACGACAGGUAAAAUCAGCAAUGAUUUCGUGUUGGCACUGAGUCUUUUGCCGACUGAGAAUCACGAGGUAGUGGCAGUGGCAGCAAGAUCUGAAGGCGAUGCUAAAAGGUUUGCAGACAAGCACAAGAUACCGACGGCUUAUGGAGGCUAUGAAGCCCUGGCUAAAGAUGCCAAUGUCGACACUGUCUACAUUGGUAGCUGGAUCCACACACAUCUUCCACUUUGCAAGCUUUUUCUUGGCCAUGGUAAGAAUGUUCUUUGCGAGAAACCUUUGGCGCUGAACAAACGAGAAGUCCAGGAGAUAAUAGACUUUGCUAAGGAGAAAAAUCUCUUCUUUAUGGAGGGCUGGUGGAAUAGAUUUUUUCCACUGAAUGUCAAACUCCGCGAGCUGCUUGCAGCGGGACAUAUUGGUGAAGUCAAGUGUGUCCUUGGAUCGUUUGGAAUUCCCAAACUUAAAGACGAAAGAAUCGAACAUAAAGAAUUUGGAGGAGGAGCGAUGCUGGAUAUGGGUAUAUAUCUUAUUCAGACAACUCUGAUGGUCUUUGAUAGGGCACCUACAUCUUGGUCAACCAAGGGAUUCUUGGCGCCGACAGGCGUGGAUGAGACUACCGUGACGACGAUUUUGUUUCCUGAUAACGCAAUAGCAUCGCUAACAUGUAGCGUUGCUGUGUUUCUUCCAAAUGAGAUUGAAAUCAGAGGAACCAAAGGAUACAUUAAGGUUCUGUCGCCAUUUUGGUGUCCUUUAAAGAUGGAAGUUACGACAGUUGUCCAAAAAAGCGAUGAUGUCUUAGAUAUUGAGGAGAAACAAGAAGUGAUGGAAUUCCCUCUUCCGAGUAAUAGGGAGGGGUUUGUCUACCCGAACAGUGCUGGGUUUCAGUACGAAGCAGAGGCAGUACGUCAAUGUAUCAUCAAAGGUCUGAAAGAAUGUCCUACUGUAACACACAAGGAGAGUUUGCUGGCGCAUGAAAUCCUUCAAAGUACAAGGUAUGAUGUGGGAUAUGUGCUAGAUGUUGACAAGCAGAAAAUCACGACCAUGCCUUGCCAGUAGAAGGCAGUCAGUCCCACCAAGGAAUUCGACCAAAAAGAAUUCACAUCCUACACUACACUGUAUUUCCUGACCAAAGUGCAAAAACAGGUCUAUGUGUAGUUUUCUGGUAGAGUGGCCAAUGUAAAAAGAGUCUAAUAAAGAACCAAAUAAUCAACCCUUUGUGAGUCCAACUUGACAGGCCAUCCUCUCAGUUUCGGAUCUUGGAGUACAUAGCUUACCGACCUGUGUGUGGUUUUACAAAGAGUAACCUCAGUUUUGUUUAGAAAAUAAAAUCACAAGUGACCUUUUAUCGAUCGUCAAUUAACCGUUCGCCAAGUUCAUUAUCAGCAAAAUGUGAAAUGUACAAUUCAUGAAAAGACUUCGAUCUGUAUUAUCAUUGGUUAGAAAACUUCAGUUGUUAGAUAUCUUUGAAUAACUAUCAGUUCGUCAUUUCAGUUUCAAUUUUCUUUGGCGGUGCUUUGACUGGUGUGCUAAGCUUGUUCUAAGCAGUUCUAGGAACGUGUACAGAGAAAGCAAGGGCAAGAAGGGAUAACGGGAAGAGCAGAAGUGGUGCAGUGAUAUUUUCAUCGUUUUCAAUGUUGCCUUCAAAUUAUACAGCCAAUUUAUCUCCUGUAAUAUGUACAAUGUACCUGGAAAAAUGCUAAAAAUGUGCAACAAAUCGAAAUGAAUUAAUGGCCACAAUAUAUUCAAUAAGACUGUGUCACAAAAUAGAGCAAUUUUUAUUCCUAAGUCAACAGAGUAAUAAAGAGGAAAUGACCAGAACAGAUGUGACUGCAAUUAUCAAUGACUGGAUUGAUGACUGGAUUGGACGAAUUGUUUAUUUUGGUUGUAUUUAAUCUCCUAAAUACCUCGAUUUUUGGUGUAUCACACCAGUUAAUCAUAAAUGGAAAUGCGAGAUUUGGAAAGUUAAAGAUCGUAUCAAUUUGCAUUGGAAAGUGAAUUUUACAAAACCUAGUCAAACCUUAUAAACCUAAUGAGAGUUUUGUUUUUUGUUGCUGCUUUAUAUUGAUGUUUUGAGAAAGAAUGUGAAAUGAAUCCUUCCUUUCAUUGCAUCUGAUACAGUCAUGUAAGAGUAUCAAUUGGUAUGCCACGUGGGUUGUUAAUUUAAUCAGUCCUGUAGACUGGGCUUACUCAAAAGUGAAAUGAAGAUGUACUCCAAAACCUUAACCUACCACUGCCUGAGCAGCCUUUUCGGAAAGAAUUUUUUGCUGCAUUACAAUUUUGAUGACAGAUCUGUAAGGAUGAGAGGCUUCAGCUUAUAAUGAAAUACAAUUGUAAGAAAGUAAAAAAAGUAAUACAUGUAUGUCUGUGCUGUGACAAAACUUAAAAUUUACUCACAUUAAAAGAUUUUCAGAGGCAAAGUAA